Molecule: messenger RNA, 6552 nt
Organism: Cucurbita pepo subsp. pepo (vegetable marrow)
Lineage: Eukaryota; Viridiplantae; Streptophyta; Magnoliopsida; Cucurbitales; Cucurbitaceae
Gene: GSL04
Product: glucan synthase-like 4
Biological process (GO): (1->3)-beta-D-glucan biosynthetic process
Cellular component (GO): 1,3-beta-D-glucan synthase complex; plasma membrane
Molecular function (GO): 1,3-beta-D-glucan synthase activity
Source: RefSeq, a predicted model, not a curated record
UUCCUUCCUCGUUCGCUCCCUGUUUGCAUAGUUUAAUAGUAACAGAAAAGCCCGCGCAGCGCAGAGGAGCUUCGAACCUCCGUCCAUCCUCCUCUCAGAGGCAGUGAUGGAAAAGGGAAUACAAAGCAAAAGUUGAAUUCAAUCCCACAAAGAACUCACUCCAAAAGCAAAAGCAAAAAAGUUCAGACCCAACUUUUUUGAAUCGUCACAGACACCCAGAAAAAGCACCAUCUCCAAAAAGCAGUCCAAGAAUUCCAAGUUUCACCUCAUUAAGCAAAAUGGAAGCCACCACCAAGCAAACGAAUGAAAUUUUACAUAUAUACUAUGUACCCGCUUCAAUUUGUACUCUUCCAUUGCUUACCCAUCUCGCUUCACGGCCAUGGCAGGUGAAAUUGUGCUCUCUGAGCCCAUUAUUGAAGCUGAAUCAGAUCAUGCAGCGCCCAUCGCGAGUUCGAUUGCAAGUACUAGUGGAAGUGGAAGCAAUGUUCGUGGGGUUGAUUAUAAUCCUGAACCAUUUGAGAGCGAGAGAUUGCCCGUUUCUUUGGCUUCUGAAAUCCAGAGGUUUCUUCGAGUGGCGAAUUCGAUUGAAAGAGAGGAGCCUCGUAUUGCUUGUCUUUGUCGCUUUCAUGCAUUUGUGAUAGCUCAUAACCUUGAUCGAUAUUCGAAUGGGCGGGGAGUUCGGCAACUUAAAACUGCUCUUCUACAACGACUUGAACAGGACGAGGAAGUUACAAUUCGGAAACGGAAGGAAAAAAAUGAUCCUCGUGAACUUAGGCGAGUUUAUCAUACGUACAAGGAUUUCAUAAUAAAACAUGGUGGGGCAUUUGAUUUUGAUAACAGUCAUAGAGAGAAGUUGAUAAAUGCACGAAGAACUGCCUCUGUAUUGUAUGAAGUCUUGAAGUCCAUCAGUACUGCAAUGGCUCCUCAGGCGGUUUCUGAAAGAGAUGAUACCCAUUUGAAUGCAUUCUAUGUACCUUAUAACAUUCUACCACUUGAUCAUAGAAGCGUUCAGCAACCCAUCAUGCAACUACCGGAGAUUAAAGCAGCAAUCGCAGUAAUUUCCAAUGUUCGUGGCUUGCCUUCAGCCAGUGAUUUUCAGAAAAAUGGGCCGUUUACAGAUUUGUUUGAUUUUCUUCAGUGGAGCUUUGGCUUUCAGAGAGAUAAUGUGGCCAACCAGAAGGAGCAUUUGAUUCUACUCCUUGCUAAUAUGCAAACUCGACUAAAAAAUAAGCAGACAUCUGUCUCAAAGUUAGGAGAUAACCCAGUGGAUGAGUUAAUGAUAAAGUUCUUCAAGAACUAUACACAUUGGUGCAAAUUUUUGGGGAGGAAAAGCAAUAUAAGGUUACCUUAUGUGAAACAGGAAGGUCAGCAGUAUAAACUUCUGUACAUUGGGCUUUACCUGCUUAUAUGGGGCGAGGCUGCAAACUUGAGAUUCAUGCCAGAAUGUCUCUGUUAUAUUUUUCACCAUAUGGCAUAUGAGUUGCAUGGCAUGUUGACCAGUGCUGUUAGCUUGACAACAUGGGAGAAGGUCAUGCCAGCGUAUGGUGGAGGAACCGAGUCUUUUCUUGUGAAUGUAGUUACCCCUAUAUACAGAGUCAUAAAAAAGGAAGCUGAGAAAAGCAACAAUGGGUCAGCCAACUACUCUACAUGGAGAAACUAUGAUGAUUUGAAUGAGUACUUCUGGUCACCUGAUUGCUUUGAGUUAGGCUGGCCCCUGCGUUUGGACCAUGAUUUCUUUCACGUAGAUGUUUCAAAUAAAAAAAAGAUAGAUGAUUCAAGUAAAAAACAUGUCAAGUUUCCUUUUUUUAACAAUCGAAGGGUGGAAGAAAGAACGACCGAAGAAAAUGUAGAUACUGAAGCAGUGGCUUCUAAAGAUGAAGCUCGUGAGCAGAAGAAGUCAUUAGGAAAAAGUAAUUUUGUUGAGGUUCGUUCAUUCUUGCAGAUCUUUAGGAGUUUCAAGAGAAUGUGGAGCUUCUAUAUACUGUCCCUACAGGCGAUGAUCAUUAUGGCAUUUAAUGAAUUGGAUACUCCACUUCAAUUAUUUGAUGCAGUCAUAUUUGAGGAUGUCUCCAGCGUUUUUGUUACAUCUUCAGUACUUAAAUUGUUGCAAGCAAUUAUUGAGAUUACAUUUACAAGGAAGGCGAGGAGGACUAUGGGGACUUCCCAGAAAAGGAAAUAUCUAAUAAAGCUUGGUGUAGCAGUAAUAUGGACCAUUGUUCUUCCAGUUUGUUAUGCAUAUUACAGGAGUAAAUAUAAAUGUUACACAACAAAGAAAGGGAGUUGGAUUGGAGAAUUGUGUUUCUCUUCCUACAUGGUUGCCGUUGCAAUUUACCUCAUCAGUAAUGCAGUGGAUCUGGUUUUAUUUCUUGUUCCGGCAGUAGGGAAGUAUAUUGAGACAUCAAAUGGCCGUAUAUGCAGUAUUUUGUCCUAUUGGACAGAGCCUAGAUUAUAUGUUGGUCGUGGAAUGCAGGAAAGCCAAGUAUCAAUGCUGAAGUAUACUUUAUUUUGGGUACUUGUACUAUUAAGCAAAUUUUCCUUCAGUUACUAUUUUGAGAUUAAACCACUCGUAGAACCAACCAAGAGGAUAAUGAAAAUUGGUGUGAAGAAAUAUGAUUGGCAUGAGCUUUUCCCCAAAGUUAGGAGUAAUGCUGGUGCGAUUGUGGCUAUUUGGGCUCCUAUAAUAGUUGUAUAUUUUAUGGAUUCUCAAAUAUGGUAUUCUGUGUUCUGUAUGAUCUUUGGUGGUCUAUAUGGAAUUUUGCAUCAUCUCGGCGAGAUUCGAACAUUAGGAAUGCUGAGAAGCAGAUUUCAUACCUUGCCUUAUGCAUUCAAUGCUUGCUUUUGCCCACCAAUGUUGAGAAGUGAUCAAAAGAAAAGAAAAGGUUUCUUCCGCAGUAGGUUUCAGGCUUCUGAAAACGCACAUAAAGGUCUUUCCAAGUUUGUUGUUGUAUGGAACCAAAUCAUCAAGAGUUUUCGACAUGAAGACUUAAUAAACAACAGGGAAUUGGAUUUGAUGACAAUGCCAGUGUCAUCAGAAUUGUUUUCUGGUAUAGUUCGCUGGCCUGUUUUUCUCCUAGCAAACAAGUUCACAACAGCUUUGAGCAUUGCAAAAGAAUUUGUUGGGAAGGAUGCAAAUCUGAUUAAAAAGAUCAAAAAAGAUGAGUACAUGAGUUCUGCUGUAAAAGAGUGCUACGAGUCCUUGAAGUACAUUCUCGAAAUCCUUAUCGUGGGAGAUUUGGAGAAGAGGGUCAUAUCUUCUCUGAUCAAUGAAAUUGAAGAAAGCAUUAAUAGAUCUAGUCUUCUCGAGGACUUCAAGAUGAACGAGCUUCCAGUUCUACAUGAUAAAUGUAUCGAGUUACUAGAUCUUUUGAUUCAAGGGCAUAAGACACAUCGGGAAAGAGUGAUAAGAGUUUUACAAGAUAUAUUUGAGCUUGUAACCAGUGAUAUGAUGACCAAUGGCUCCAGAUUACUAGAUCUGGUCUAUGCUACUGAGCAAAUAGAGCAGGAUUACAUUGAUUUUUCUAGGCAUAUUGAACCACAGUUAUUUGAAUCCUCAACUAGCAAGGAAUCUAUUCAUUUCCCUUUGCCAGAUGAUGACUCUCUCAAAGAACAGAUCAAGCGUUUUCACUUGUUGCUUACCGUUAAAGAUAGUGCAAUGGACAUCCCUGUGAACUUGGAGGCUCGAAGGCGCAUUUCAUUCUUUGCGACGUCAAUGUUUAUGAAUGUGCCCAAAGCCCCUAAAGUAAGCAAUAUGAUGUCAUUCAGCGUUUUAACUCCAUACUUCGCGGAGGAUAUAAACUUUUCAUUGGAAGAGCUUCACUCAAGCCAUCAAGAAGUCUCCAUCAUAUUUUACAUGCAAAAGAUGUUUCCAGAUGAGUGUAAAAACUUUUUGGAGCGACUUGGUUAUGAGGAUAUGGAAAAACUAAAAGACGACGGGAAAGAGGAAGAACUUAGAAAUUGGGCGUCUUUUCGGGGACAAACACUGAGUAGAACAGUUAGAGGAAUGAUGUACUAUAGGGAGGCAUUAAAACUUCAAGCUUUUCUUGACAUUGCUGAAGAUGAAGAUAUUCUUGAAGGUUAUGAUACCAUUGGGAGAGGAAAUCGUGCGUUAUCUGCUCAAAUAGAAGCUUUAGCUGAUAUGAAAUUUACGUAUGUGUUGUCCUGUCAAUCUUUUGGAGCACAAAAAGCUUGCGGUGAUCCCCGUGCAAGAGACAUUCUUGACUUGAUGAUAAGGUAUCCAUCUCUUCGUGUGGCUUAUGUUGAGGAGAAAGAAAUGCCAGACAAUGACAAAGUCUAUUCAUCUAAGUUGAUUAAAGCUGUUAAUGGUUUUGAUCAGGAAAUUUACAGCAUAAAGCUUCCGGGUCCGCCACACCUUGGAGAAGGGAAGCCCGAAAACCAAAAUCAUGCUAUAAUUUUCACACGUGGCGAAGCUCUUCAAACAGUUGAUAUGAACCAGGAUAAUUAUUUGGAAGAGGCACUGAAGAUGAGAAAUCUUCUUCAAGAAUUUUUUAAUCCCAAAGCACGAAAGCCACCUGCAAUUCUGGGUUUGAGAGAGCACAUAUUUACUGGAAGUGUUUCUUCCUUAGCAUGGUUCAUGUCAUAUCAAGAGACGAGUUUCGUCACAAUUGGUCAAAGAAUUCUUGCCAAUCCUCUCAGGGUACGAUUCCACUACGGACACCCAGAUGUGUUCGACAGGGUGUUUCACAUUACGAGAGGUGGCAUUAGCAAAGCAUCAAAAACCAUAAACUUGAGCGAAGAUGUUUAUGCAGGAUUCAACUCUACAUUACGUAGGGGAUAUAUUACAUACCAUGAGUACAUGCAAAUCGGCAAAGGCCGUGAUGUAGGACUGAACCAGAUCUCCAAGUUUGAAGCCAAGAUAGCAAAUGGAAAUAGCGAACAAACUCUAAGCCGGGACAUAUAUCGCCUUGGGCAGCGAUUCGAUUUCUUCAGGAUGCUAUCUUGUUAUUACACUACAAUUGGAUACUAUUUCAGUAGUCUGAUAUCAGUACUUGGAAUUUAUGUUUUCCUCUACGGACAACUAUACCUUGUUCUUAGUGGGUUGGAAAAAUCUCUUCUUCUUCAAGCUAGAAUGCAGAAUGUCCGAUCUUUGGAAACAGCUCUUGCUUCACAGUCAUUUAUACAGCUUGGGCUCCUAACAGGCUUACCAAUGGUCAUGGAAAUUGGACUUGAAAGAGGAUUUCUUACAGCCCUCAAAGAUUUCGUCCUCAUGCAGUUGCAGUUAGCAGUUGUUUUCUUCACAUUUUCAUUGGGAACAAAAACUCAUUACUUCGGCCGCACAAUACUUCACGGGGGUGCAAAGUACAGACCUACUGGGCGUAAGGUAGUUGUCUUCUCUGCCAGUUUCACUGAAAACUACAGAUUGUAUUCGAGAAGUCACUUCGUUAAAGGAUUCGAGCUACUGCUUCUGUUGGUUGUCUAUGAUUUGUUCAGGCGAUCUUAUCAGAGCAGCAUGGCAUAUAUGUUGAUCACUUACUCCAUCUGGUUCAUGUCAAUUACUUGGUUAUUCGCACCAUUUCUGUUCAAUCCCUCUGGGUUCAGUUGGGCGAAGAUAGUAGAUGACUGGAAAGAAUGGAAUAAGUGGAUUAAGCAGCAAGGUGGUAUCGGAGUUCAGCAGGACAGAAGUUGGCAGUCUUGGUGGGACGACGAACAAGCCCAUCUUCGUCAUUCAGGACUUGUUUCGAGGUUGAUCGAGGUACUUCUCUCACUAAGGUUCUUCAUAUAUCAGUACGGGCUCGUAUAUCACCUAGACAUCUCCCAGCAUAGCAGUAAUUUUCUGGUUUAUGUGCUUUCUUGGGCUGUGAUUGCUGCAAUUUUCUUACUAGUCAAGGCAGUAAACCUGGGGAAGCAGCAAUUCAGUGCCAACUAUCAUUUCGUAUUCAGAUUAUUCAAAGCGUUUCUCUUCCUUGGCGUUGUAGCGGUAAUUAUUUCGCUAUCGGUCGUCUGUCAUUUAUCUCUGAAGGACAUGGUCGUCUGCUCUCUAGCCUUCCUUCCAACUGGAUGGGGAUUGACAUUGUUUGCACAAACUGUGAGGCCAACAAUAGAGCACACUUGGCUGUGGGACUUCACCAGGAUUCUUGCCAAAUCAUAUGAUUACGGUAUGGGCGUCGUUAUUUUCGCACCUGUAGCUAUGCUGGCAUGGCUUCCAAAUAUAUCGGACUUCCAGACUCGUUUCCUCUUCAACGAGGCGUUCAACAGGCACCUGCAUAUCCAACCAAUUAUUGCUGGGAAACGGAAGCAUAAGUGAUGAUUUGAGUGAAUGAAUGAAUGUAUUUAGUACAUAUUGUAUAGUGUCAUACAAUGCUGAGAAAUCCUCCAAAAAUUUAUGUAUAGGUAUUAGUGAAUCAGGAGAGGAUGGGAUAUAGGAUUACAGAGUUUAGGCGUCAAUCUUUGAAUCCCAUUUGGAAGAUUGAAUCCCAUUUGGAUGAUCUUCGAUUAUAGAUACUCCUCAAAAACGUCUAUGAUGUUAUCAAAUACGAAGAACAGAAAGAAUAAGCUUUCGUAAAUUCAAAAUACAAAGAAAUUAGUUCAACUCAA